This is a messenger RNA of Colletotrichum orchidophilum, 543 nucleotides long. RefSeq lists its product as uncharacterized. Lineage: Eukaryota; Fungi; Ascomycota; Sordariomycetes; Glomerellales; Glomerellaceae. The record is from RefSeq and is a predicted model, not a curated record. Bases 1 to 543 code for a protein of 180 amino acids. The transcript is spliced from 2 exons.
AUGGCUGCCAACAACGACAACACUUCCACCCUCAAGUCGUACAUCGACUCUGCCUCGGGCGCUGCCCAGAACCUCCUCGGUACCCUCACCGGCAGCACUGCCGACCAGAACAAGGGCGAGGAUAAGCAGGAUAAGGCACAACUUGAGCACGAUGCCUCCCACGCUACUGCUAAAAUUCCCGGCUUCACUGCUACCGCCCAAGGCGUGAGCAAGGACGAUCCCGACCGCGCUGGCGGCUCAUGGAAUCAGACCGUUGGCUCUGCUAAGGAGACUGUCGGUGGUCUCAUUGGCUCCGAGAACUUGAAGCAGCAAGGUCGUGAACAAAAUCUUGAGGGUCAGCAACAGGAGGCUAAGGGCCAGCUCAACGAUUAUACCUCUGGGAUCGGCAACCGUGUCCAGGGCACCAUCGGUGGUGCUGUCGCUGGUCUCACUGGCGACAAGGCCGGUCAGAAGCACUAUGAGGGUCUGCACGACACUGGCAAGACUCAGCAGCGCGGUGCCGAGUAUGACAUUCAGAAGCAGGCGGAGGCCAGACAGCACUAA